AUGUGCGAAAAAUCAGCAAAUAACACCGAAAACCUGGAUGGUAUGACCGACCCCCAUCCACCUCGGAAGAAAAGCACGGUGAAGAGAUUCAUCUCGGGGAUCCUCAUGGGAUCCUUCUUCUUCGCCAUCGUGUACUUCGGAGUUCCGACGAUGUACAUGACGUGCUUCGGGCUGCAGAUAAAAUGCGUCGACGAAGUGCUGAAGAUCGGCUACAAUUUGAAGAAAAUCCAGGAGAUCCCGUUCUUCCACGCGCUGAAUUGGUAUUUGCUAAUGGUGGCCAAUUACUUUCUCUUCGGCGAAACGUUCAUACAGCACGGUAGAGUGUACCUGAGAAAAUAUUACCUACUCGACAUGCUGUCGUCGUACCAUAGGUUCAUAUCCUUUUGUUUCUACUUCAUCGGAUUGGUGUGGUUCGUGGUUAUUUUGAGGAAGAAGAUUUUAAGACAGCAGUUCAGUCUACUCUUCUGGACGCACUUUCUGCUAAUCGUAAUCACCGCGCAAGCUUGCAUGAUCAUGCAAGCCAUGUACGAGGGUAUAAUAUGGCUCAUAAUGUCGAUAUGGUUGGUGAGCAUAAACGAUUCCUGCGCGUUCAUAUUCGGAAAGCACUUCGGAAAAACACCCCUCAUACGAGUAUCCCCCAAGAAGACCCUGGAAGGUUUCAUACUAGGCGGAAUCUGCACCAUCAUCCUGGGCGCUUUCCUAUCGCAUUUCCUCUGCCACUUCAAGUACCUGGUGUGCCCGAUCAAAUUCGCGAGCGUCGAUAACGAAAUCACCUAUCGCUCGAAUUGCACUCCCAGCUACAAUUUCCAGCCGAUCGCGUACGCCAUCGGCGACUUCUCGGUGAAUUAUUACCCGUUCAUGAAGCACUCGUUCUAUCUGUCGAUAUUCGCCAGCGUGAUCGCCCCUUUCGGGGGUUUCUGCGCCUCGGGGUUCAAGCGCGCCGUCGGCGUUAAGGACUUCGCCGACACGGUGCCGGGCCACGGGGGGAUACUGGAUAGGGGCGAUUGCCAAUACCUGAUGAUGACGUUCGUGAACGUCUACAUCAUGACCUUCGUGAAAGACCCGAACGUGGAGGAGAUCUUCCGGAAGAUCGCCAAGCUCAGCGACGAGCAACAGCUGGAGUUUUAUUCGUUGUUGAGGAGCUCUUUGAGCGAUUUAUUGGCCGGCGACGUCGGGAAUACCUCCAAGUUAACGCUGUACGGGAGUUAUUUUUAA
Molecule: messenger RNA, 1215 nt
Organism: Phyllotreta striolata
Lineage: Eukaryota; Metazoa; Arthropoda; Insecta; Coleoptera; Chrysomelidae
Source: the annotation of a GenBank genome assembly